Messenger RNA from Rosa chinensis, 1655 nucleotides. RefSeq lists its product as uncharacterized. Bases 171 to 1655 code for a protein of 494 amino acids. Lineage: Eukaryota; Viridiplantae; Streptophyta; Magnoliopsida; Rosales; Rosaceae. The transcript has 7 exons. The record is from RefSeq and is a predicted model, not a curated record.
GCAGAGACCAUCACAAGCACCGAAUCAACUAAAAGAAGAGGGAAGCGAAGUGUGGUGGAAAUGUAUAAGGUUGUGAUCAAGAAAGCUUUGGGAAAAAAUUUAAAGUGACAUACACCGACACGGGGAAUCCCAAUGGACGAGUACGACACACUUUGCAAUCAUAUAUAGGGAUGCUCGCGCGGAAAAUGGUGCCCAUUAACAUUGUAAGCUGGCCCGAAGUAGACGGUGAAUUGAAAGAUAAAAUUUGGAUCGACGUCCAGGAUACAUUCAAAGUGGCCCCUGAAAGCAAGAAAUUGGUGUUGACAUCUGCUGGCACUAAAUGGAGACAAUUCAAGACCAACUUAACAAAUAAGUAUGUGCUGCCAUACUUGGGAAAGAAGAAGAAAUUGAGAAAGCCACCAAAGCAGUAUGCAUUCGUUGGGUUGUUGCCAUGGAAGGAGUUUGUAAGUCAGAGGACUACAGAGGCAUGGCUGAAACUUCAUAAUGACCAAAGUAAACGAGUCAAGAAGAGAAAAUACCAUCAUAGAUUAUCAAGAAAGGGAUAUAUUGGACUAGAGGAGGAAUUGAAACAUUCUUGGCCUGAAGGAGAUGUUAUUGACCGUGCAAUUCUAUGGAAGAAGGCCCGUGUACUUAAAAAUGGGGAGAUAAGUGAGGAAGUGACACCGAUUGCAACAAAGAUAGAUGAAUUGAUGGAGAAGAAAAGGAAGGGUGAGCUAGAAAUUUCAGGGAGUAGUGAUGUAUUAUCUCAAGCACUAGAAACUCCUGAACAUUCGGGUAGGGUAAGGGGUGUUGGAGGCUUCGUAAAUCCGUCUACCUACUUUAAGCUUCCAAAGCAGAAAAGGGUGAGAACUACUAAGGCAGAAUUACUGGCACGUGAUAAAGAGCGUGAUCGGGAGCUGGAGGAGACAAAGAAAAUAAUUCUUGAAAAACAAGCAAAGGCAGAAGAGCUAUUAAAUAAAAGGAUUGCUCAAUUAGAAGCAUUGAUAACAGAAAAGGCAACCUAUACACCACAUUCCCCUAUAUCUGAUAAAGGCAGUUUCCAUGAUAAAGAAAAGAAAAGGCCAAUUAAUCUUGAUGUUGACAAUGUGCAAGAAAAUGUAGAUGAUUGUGAGAUUGUUCCUCCCCCUGCAGAUAUGGGUGGCACCUGCGAGUUGGCAGUGAAUACCAUCAGCAACAUAGUUGCUUUUGGUACCGUAUUUGAUGACGUGGAUAUUAACAAGAUGAUACAUGGAGCUCCAUUGAAGGAGGGGUGUGUUAGAGUGUCGGUGGAUGGUGAGAUUCAAGGCGAUGCACCACUACCUUUCCCUAUAAUGGGUGAGAUGGAAUUGGUUCGAGAAGCGGUUGGAAGUCACGUGGCUUGGCCUGAGGAGUUUGUUAUUCGAAGACAACCGGUGAAGAAAAAGAAAAGAAAUAUGGAUUUCGUCAAAUCAAUGUUCGAUAAAGUUGAGCUUUCUCCAAUGGUGCCCAAGCGCUGUAAGUUAUUGUACAAACAUGCCACAACAAUCAUGAAACAAACUAGUGAGGCAAUAACCACUGUGUUGGAUGACAAUAUCUUUGGCAUACACAAACAACUCUUCAUUUUGACUGAGAAUGUGAUUGAUCUCUUAGAAAUGAAAAAGAUUGGCCAAGGAGUGAUAGCAGCAUACAUGGUGUAA